Pelmatolapia mariae (spotted tilapia) is the source of this 2121-nucleotide messenger RNA. It is a transcript of the gene ccdc117, whose product is annotated as coiled-coil domain containing 117. The coding region runs from base 619 to 1470 and encodes 283 amino acids. The transcript has 5 exons. The record is from RefSeq and is a predicted model, not a curated record. NCBI's taxonomy places the organism in Eukaryota, Metazoa, Chordata, Actinopteri, Cichliformes, Cichlidae.
GACGACUGUUCUGGCGCGACUCAGUAUUCAGAGUAAGGAGCUAACGUCAGUUUGACCCAGCCUAUCGUAGAAGUCCACAGAGCACGGUGACAGUUAAUUUUGGAUCUUUUUCUAUUCGACGGGGGUAUCACGCGAUUAGGUUAGUACGACUUUAGCUUGUAAAAACUAUUUUUGUGUGCAAAUGGGAACUCUCUAAAGGAGAAUAAAUAAGCUCUGAACGGAGGCGAGCUAACUAAACACAUUUGUCAACAACAAAAACGGCAAUGGGGCAGAGCAGCUGCACAACUCGCUCUUUAACGCCAAAUAUUUUUGCUUAACUUCUGCAGAGUGGCUGUUCAGUGCAGGGAUGAGGCUGUCGCGUGCUUACCUCUCAUCUAUUAAUAACACAAAGUUUUUAUCAUUAACAUGCUAACGGCAGUAGCGUUAUAGCUAGCUAAAUAGGAGGCAGCUAGCGCGAUGUAAACAAAUAACAUGUGCGUCAUGUAGUUUGUAAAAAAAAUUUUAAAAAAACCUUUAUCAGCUUAACUGACUGGUAUCAAUACUGAUCUUCCAGAUCAGAGUCGUUAAUAGCUGCUUACCCGCGUAGCUCUUCAAAAACAUUUCAUCGAUUGGGCCAGCAUGCAUCACCCUGCGCCCCCAAGCAGUGAGCUGAGCUGCUUGCCAGCCAUGUAUUCCUUUUCAGGCCCCACAAGCCUUCCCGACUUCGACCUCGGACCUUCAAGUAUGAUUGAGGAUGUACAGACAGCGACAGUCUCUAACAGCAACUGGGAGACUAGAUGCCUCAGGAAGCACAGGAGGAGAGCAGAUGAUGAGGGUUGCAGUGCCAAAAAGAGGAGGUUAAUGUUUGAGGCAGAAGUUUCUCCUUCAAAUUUGAGCACUAGCACAGAGUGUGACUGGUCUGGUGCAAACAGCUGCUCUUCUCAGUCUGCACAGCAAGCCUGCCCUGCGCCUCCACAGUCCUGCACAACAUCUAAUAACACCACUUUGCCGCAGACCUCUUCUUCCCUGUUCCGACUUGAGACGGAGAGCUCCUGCAUGGAGAUCGAGGCCGCACAGAGAAAACUUCAGGAGAUAGAAGACAGAAUAACACUGGAGGACGAUGAGGAUGAAGAUCUGGAUGUAGAGCCAGCUCCGAGACGCCCGGUGCUGGUGAUGUCUGACAGUUUGAAGAAGGGCCUGCAGCAGGGCAUCAGUGACAUCCUCCCCCACACAGUAGCCCAGUCUGUGAGCCGUUCCUGUAUGGAGCUGGUGCUAUGGCGGCCACCAGAAGAUCCCUUCAGUCAGAGACUUAAGGACUCAUUACAGAAACAGCGCAAACAACAGACUGUGUGUCGGCAGACUCCAACUCCAUGUCCAUCUCCCAGUCCUCACAGUCCCCUUAACCCCUCAAGUCCACCAGCAGACACACACUCUCCUCUGUACAGUUUCUCUGUGGCCCACAACUCUGGGGAGGAGGAGAUGGAAAUGUAAUAGUGUUUCUCCACAAAGUGAUGCCAAAGUGAAAGACUGGAGACUCGUAGCAAAGUAAAAAGAUUUAAAAAGACGUGGAACAACUUCAGGCUGGUCAGUUUGUGUCUUUAUAAGGAUAUUGUUAAGUUUUGAACAGUUUGUGAAGCGCAUCAUUUUCUUGGCAGUAAUUUAUGUUUUCUGACUUUAAUCCCAUUUGAUCCCACUUGUAACAUAAUAACUGACAUAAUCUCCAAGGUCUGUCAACAAGUAGCCUUACAUAAUACUUCGCAGUAUUGAUGUUUCCCGUAAGAAGUGAAACGACUUUUACGUUGCCAAAGCCUGGCCAGCACUACGCUGAUGUGUUGUAAAUAUGAUUAUAUUUCUCAAACAUCAGCGUGGAGCAUCUGGAUUUUCACCUUCUGGACAUUAACAUUUGGUCACAUUUGCUCGUGGCAUGCCUUCCUGCUUGUAGUAAUACUUUUGGCGGAGAGAUCAUCUCUAUUGCUUAGCAAGUAUGCCAUUAGGGGAGCUUGGAGGAAUUUAUAAAGUCAUGGAAAUGCAGAAUUUUAUGGUUUGACUGUAUUUUCAUAUGCACAUGACCAGAACUUCAGCUAGCCAUUGGGUGCUAUAAACUUUAUAUUUGUUUUUUAAUAAAUGUACAGUUUUCAUGUG